This is a messenger RNA of Saimiri boliviensis boliviensis (Bolivian squirrel monkey), 1217 nucleotides long. RefSeq names its product retinol dehydrogenase 14 (gene RDH14). The record is from RefSeq and is a predicted model, not a curated record. NCBI's taxonomy places the organism in Eukaryota, Metazoa, Chordata, Mammalia, Primates, Cebidae.
GGGCCGACUCGUCGUGCCCCAGAGUUCUCCGCGUACAGGUGGCCGCCUGGAUUCCGGGAAGGCGGCGGCGCCGGCCUUCCUGCGGAGGGGCCGGUGGGCCUUCGGGCCGGGCGGUUGAUGGCAGUUGCCAUCGCGGCGGCUGUACUGGCCGCCCUGGGCGGGGCGCUGUGGCUGGCGGCCCGGCGGUUCGUAGGGUCCGGGGUCCAGAGGCUGCGCAGAGGCGGGGAUCCCGGCCUCAUGCACGGGAAGACAGUGCUAAUCACUGGGGCGAACAGCGGCCUGGGCCGUGCUACGGCCGCCGAGCUGCUACGGCUGGGAGCGCGGGUGAUCAUGGGCUGCCGGGACCGCGCGCGCGCUGAGGAGGCGGCGGGUCAGCUCCGCCGCGAGCUCAGCCAGGCCUCGGAGUACGGCCCGGAGCCCGGCGUCGGCGGGGCGGGCGAGCUCGUAGUGCGGGAGCUGGACCUCGCCUCGCUGCGCUCGGUGCGCGCCUUCUGCCAGGAGAUGCUCCAGGAAGAGCCUAGGCUGGAUGUCUUGAUCAAUAAUGCAGGGAUCUUCCAGUGCCCUUACAUGAAGACUGAAGAUGGGUUUGAGAUGCAGUUCGGAGUGAACCAUCUGGGGCACUUUCUACUCACCAAUCUUCUCCUUGGACUCCUCAAAAGUUCAGCUCCCAGCAGGAUUGUGGUAGUUUCUUCCAAACUUUAUAAAUAUGGAGAUAUCAACUUUGAUGACUUAAACAGUGAACAAAGCUAUAAUAAAAGCUUUUGUUAUAGCCGGAGCAAACUGGCUAACAUUCUUUUUACCAGGGAACUAGCCCGUCGCUUAGAAGGCACAAAUGUCACCGUCAAUGUGUUGCAUCCUGGUAUUGUACGGACGAAUCUGGGGAGGCACAUACAUAUUCCACUGUUGGUCAAACCACUCUUCAAUUUGGUAUCAUGGGCUUUUUUCAAAACUCCAGUAGAAGGUGCCCAGACUUCCAUUUAUUUGGCCUCUUCACCUGAGGUAGAAGGAGUGUCGGGAAGAUACUUUGGUGAUUGUAAAGAGGAAGAACUAUUGCCCAAAGCUAUGGAUGAAUCUGUUGCAAGAAAACUCUGGGAUAUCAGUGAAGUGAUGGUUGGCAUACUAAAAUAAGAAAAAGCAGUAAAAGAGCUAUUUAUAAAACUGCAUAUCAGUUAUAUCUGUGAUCAGAAAUGGUGUGGCUUGAGUACUUGUUACUUGAA